AUGAUUAAAUUACAUGAGGCCAAGAUGCUUCACAUUCUAUACCAAUCUCUGACCAAAAGCAUCCCAGAGGCCCUGAAGGUAUUUGGCUCCAUUUUUCACAUCCAUCAUGGAAACCCCUUCAACCUGGAGGUGCUAGUAGACUCCUGGCCAGACUAUCAGACUGUUAUCACCAGACCUCAGAAACAGGAGAUGAUUGAUGACAAGGAUUACUACACAAACACUUACCACAUCUUCUCCAAGGACCUUCAGAAAUUGCCAGAGAUCCUAGGAUCCGAUCACGUCAUCAACUGGAGACAAAGUCUCACAAUCCAAGGUUGCCAAAAUGGUUUGAAUGAAAAGAUCAGAGAAGUUGUGGCUUUAAAGUCAGUGCAUGUGGAUUACUCUAAGAGGUUUCUCUACAUGAAAGAUGAUGUUCCAAAAUAUCAUACCUUCAACCCAAGCAAACUGAGUACAUCUCGCAAAGUCAAGAAUUUAGAAAAUGUGAUGUUCAGAGGUACAAAUGACAACCUCAGACCUUCCCUGUUGGAUGUUUCCCAUGCUAAACUUGUGAACGACAACUGGAAAUUUGGGCGGAAUGAGAGGAGCUUGAGAUAUAUCAAACGCUGCCUCCAAAGCUUCCCCGGAUGUUGUCUGCUGGGUCCAGAAGGGAGUCCUGUCUCUUGGUUUAUAAUGGAACAAACUGGUGAACUGAGAAUGAGUUAUACCCUGCCUGAAUAUCGAGAGAAAAACAUUGCAAAGUGGAUUUUGGCUACUUUUGUGCAAUAUUUUCAGGAGAAUGACAUGCCAUUUUAUUGCCACGUGGAGGAGAUGAAUGAGCAAGGCCAUAAAUUAGUGAAGUCAGCUGGUUUCCGUGUUGUUGAUUGUAGCUGGCAUGAAUGGAAAUGUGUGCCAGCUGAACAGCUUUAA
This is a messenger RNA of Gracilinanus agilis (Agile Gracile Mouse Opossum), 906 nucleotides long. Its product is annotated as glycine N-acyltransferase-like protein 2. The coding region runs from base 1 to 906 and encodes 301 amino acids. The record is from RefSeq and is a predicted model, not a curated record. The transcript is spliced from 5 exons. Gene Ontology annotation, cellular component: mitochondrion. Lineage: Eukaryota; Metazoa; Chordata; Mammalia; Didelphimorphia; Didelphidae. Gene Ontology annotation, molecular function: glycine N-acyltransferase activity.